Molecule: messenger RNA, 2115 nt
Organism: Hippocampus comes (tiger tail seahorse)
Lineage: Eukaryota; Metazoa; Chordata; Actinopteri; Syngnathiformes; Syngnathidae
Product: cysteine-rich secretory protein LCCL domain-containing 1-like
Exons: 15
Coding region: 462-2000 (512 amino acids)
Cellular component (GO): extracellular region
Source: RefSeq, a predicted model, not a curated record
UUAAUAGAUUUCAUUUCUCACGAUCCAAACCCAACAACGAAAUAAGUGUUCCCCGCACACUGGGCCACUUAGGACCGGCCAUCGGCAGCCGCCGCAAUUGAAAAAAAAAUAUCGAUAUUUAUUCUCCGAUAAGAUAUUUAAUUUUGAAAAAGGACCGGGUUUUCUUCAUGACACCUGUGAAUGAUGAACUCUUGACUCGUGUUUCAAGAUGGCAAUUGUGUCAGGUGCGUUAUGCUAACAUUCAAACGACAAGCUAGCAGAAUGAGUGAAAACGGACGUCUUUGGAACGUUUCCUUCCUACUGGGAAAAGGCCCGGCGUUGCUGAGACAACCAACAUAAGCCAGGAGAGCAACACGAAAUUUGACGAUUCCCUCGCAACAAGCCCGAUAUGCGGCGAUUGGCUCUUGAGUUCACGUUCGGGCAAGCAAGAGAAGAUAUUCGGCGCCGGUAUUUUCUGCAACAUGAAGCAGCCUCUUGCUUUUCCUGGGUGGUUUCGGGCAGCGAGCCUGUGCUUGUGUUUGGCCCACGCCGUCACAUCUGCGGUCCUCACCAACGCCACACGACUGGAGUCCAUCCUAGACAAGUACAGGGACAAAGACGGAGAGUGGUGGAAGGCCAGAACGAGAGGGAAGAGGGCCAUCAGCGAGGGGGACAUGCACCUCAUCCUGGAUCUACACAACAAGUUGCGUGGUCAGGUCCACCCUCCGGCCUCCAACAUGGAGUACAUGGUGUGGGAUUACGAGUUAGAGAGAAGCGCCGAGCACUGGGCCCAUACCUGCCGAUGGGAACAUGGACCAAGCUACAUGUUGACUCAAAUAGGCCAGAACCUUGGCGCACACUGGGGCAGGGACCGCCCUCCCACCUACCAUGUGCAGGCCUGGUAUGAUGAAGUGAGGUACUACAGCUACCCUUACUCCCAGGAGUGUAACCCACACUGCCCUUUUCGAUGUUCGGGACCUGUUUGCACUCACUACACUCAGUUGGUGUGGGCCACAAGCAAUCGUAUUGGCUGCGCCAUCAACGUGUGUUACAACAUGAACGUGUGGGGAAUGAUCUGGGCAAAAGCUGUCUAUCUGGUCUGCAACUACUCACCGCCGGGGAACUGGUGGGGUCAUGCGCCUUACAAGUAUGGCGCGCCAUGCUCUGCUUGUCCAGCCAGCUAUGCCGGAGGAUGCCGAGACAAUCUGUGCUACAAAGACGGAGGUGUUGACAGGCGCCCCGCUCCAGAGACCGAGGAGACCAACUACAUUGAACCCGAGCCGGAUGCAGUGCGAGAGCGGGAGGCCCAACCCAGGGCCCGAGAUCCGGACCGCUCACCACCUUCUGAGGACAUGGAGAGAAAGCAGGUCAUCAGCACCGAGCAGAUGUGCCAACAGAUGGACUGCGACACCAAGCUGAGAGAUCGCUGCAAAGGAACGACAUGUAACAGAUAUGAGUGUCCACCCGGCUGCUUUGACAGACACGGAAAAGUAGUUGGGACGACGUCGUACGACAUGCAAUCCAGCGUGUGUGGAGCCGCCUUGCACGCCGGUGUUAUCGACAAUGAUGGAGGAUGGUUGGAUGUGACGAGACUGGGUCGAAAACAACAAUUCACCAAAUCGUACAAGAAUGGCAUUCAGUCCAUUGGGAAGAAUAGAAGUGCAAAUUCCUUUAAAGUGCAGUCUGUGCCUGUCAAGGCAGUAGCAUGUGACACCACCGUAGCGCUGUUCUGUCCCUUUAAGAAACCAGUGCGACACUGUCCAAGGUUGUAUUGUCCCAAGAAUUGCCUUGGCGGGAGUCAGGCCAGAGUGAUCGGAAGUAAAUAUUACGCUGACAAAUCAAGUAUCUGCCGAGCGGCCCUUCAUGCCGGAGUCAUCCAGAAUGAAGCUGGAGGUUACAUCGAUGUGAUGCCGGUGGACCGCAGGAGGCAGUACAGCGGCACUUCCCAAAACGGCAUCACCUCAGAAAGCUUACGUAACCCGACGGGAGGAAAAGCCUUCAGAGUGUUUGCUGUCAUCUGAAAUGGAAGCAUCGCAAACAGAUCCAAGGACAGACUCUUCACUCACUCAAGAUAUCAAGCUUUCCUACGAAGGAACGAUCACGUUUCUCCGCCAUUGAUACGAACGGUAAAACAGG